This is a messenger RNA of Gregarina niphandrodes, 759 nucleotides long. RefSeq lists its product as hypothetical. Bases 1 to 759 code for a protein of 252 amino acids. Lineage: Eukaryota; Apicomplexa; Conoidasida; Eugregarinorida; Gregarinidae. The record is from RefSeq and is a predicted model, not a curated record. The transcript has a single exon.
AUGAGAGCGCUCGAGCCUGUGAGAGGGUUCGAGGUGUUUGGGCGUGUGAGUCAGAGCACGUUGUUGGCGGGGUUGUUUCGCGUCGGCGCCGGAGGGAUGCUGCAGUCGCAUUCAGAAUUCGACGACGCCACUUUAAUCCGACAUCGGGUCGCCUUGCAGCUCGACGGCACACACCCCACAUUGUACCUGACACUGGACACACGCGGGCUUCCGGCCGGGGAGGAUACGCUCUGUAUUCUUCGCGAAGCGGUCCGAGGAUGGUCGUCUGACGCCCUGUUCCCAAACCAGCGAGGAUUGCAGGUUCGACCUGGAGAUCCAGAGGCGGCGGUCCAGCUGGAUGAGCGCCAGUUGCACGGCGCUCACUUGCCCGGUGGUCAGCUAGCUAGCACGGAAGUUGUGCGUAAGAAACUGGCAUGGAUCAGGCCGCUCGUGCUUCUGGUUAACGCCAAUGCCAUUGCCGCUGGCGCCGUCCUUACCGACGCCAACCGACCUGUCCGUAAGGAAGCCGUGGCGCGCUUCUUCGACCACAACGGAGAAGGCGACUACGUCCGCCUCCUAUUCGACUCGGACGAAAACGACCAAGAAGAAGCGGCAGCGGCGACUCAAUUAGCGGCUACGGACCGCAUCCACUGGGACAUGCACGACGAAACUCGCCUGCACGCCUGGACUGUCGUUAACGACGAGGAGGACGAUGAGUCCGACGGCAGCGAGUCCGAUGACGAUGACACCCUCAUUCUCAAGUGCAGAAGACGAGGGUAA